AUGCGCAAGGCAAUCGCCUCAGCCUCCCUCCUCGGCCUCGCAAGCGCAACCGUCCAAGGCUUCGAUGUGAGCAACUACCAAUCCAGCGUUGACUGGAGCGAAGCCUACAGCUCCGGCGCACGAUUCGUCAUCAUCAAGGCCACCGAGGGCACAGACUACGUCGACUCAACCUUCUCCAGCCACUACACCGGCGCCACAGACGCAGGCUUCAUCCGCGGCGGCUACCACUUUGCGCAUCCCGACGAAAGCAGCGGUGCAUAUCAGGCAAACUACUUCCUCUCCCACGGUGGCGGCUGGACCAGCGACGGCAUCACGCUUCCCGGAAUGCUGGAUAUCGAAUACAAUCCCGACGGCAGCACGUGUUACGGUCUCUCAGCCAGCGAGAUGGUGAGCUGGAUCAGCGACUUUGUCGGCACAUACCAAUCUUCGACAGGUGCUUAUCCGUUGAUUUAUACCACGGAUGAUUGGUGGAGUACCUGUACGGGGAACUCAGAGAAGUUUAGUUCUACGUGUCCAUUGGUGUUGGCUAGUUAUAAUAGUGAGCCUGGCUCGAUCCCGGGUGGGUGGCCGUAUCAGACUAUAUGGCAGAACUCGGAUAGUUAUGCCUACGGAGGGGACUCAGAUAUUUUCAAUGGCGAUGAGGCACAGCUUCAGGCAAUUGCCUCUGGUUGA
Molecule: messenger RNA, 672 nt
Organism: Talaromyces atroroseus
Lineage: Eukaryota; Fungi; Ascomycota; Eurotiomycetes; Eurotiales; Trichocomaceae
Product: N,O-diacetylmuramidase
Exons: 2
Coding region: 1-672 (223 amino acids)
Biological process (GO): peptidoglycan catabolic process; cell wall macromolecule catabolic process; carbohydrate catabolic process
Molecular function (GO): lysozyme activity
Source: RefSeq, a predicted model, not a curated record